GGCCACCACGGCUUCACUACAACAGCCCACCUGCUCAACCUUCCGCUCUGGACACAUUAGCGUGUCUUAAUCUUAUACAUAUUUUUCUACGCUGUUAUUAUUACCUAUACUGAGUCUUAAUCAUGUCACGACACGCCCAAGUAGAGGAGGUGUACGACUCUGACCCGGAGGAAGUUGCUCCCUCCGAUUCCUCGCCCGCCAACUUCGCCAAUGAGUCCAUCCUUUCUGGAGCUGGAGUACCUAUGUCCGGCUCAGUACCCAUGAGGCCCGCUCCUGAACCUCAGCGCGAGAUCCCCAAGCAUUAUCAAUGCCUGUACCCGAUAUACUUCGACAAGUCGCGGUCCCGCGCCGAGGGCCGCAAGGUUGGAAGUGAGCUGGCGGUUGAGAACCCGUUAGCGAGGGAUAUUGUCGAUGCGGUGCAGAUGUUGGGAUUGAAUGUCGGAUUCGAGCCUGAGAAGCUGCAUCCCAAGGACUGGGCCAACCCUGGACGUGUGCGUGUCUUGCUGAAGAACGAGGACGGGAAGCUGGUCAACUCGAGAAUCAAGAACAAGCACCACCUUUACAUCCUCGUGGCGCAAUACCUUAAGGCUCACCCUACCACCGAAGAAUCCCCCUACCGUCUCAGAAUCCGAGGACUCCCCAUGCCCGAGAAACUACCUGCUGCGCCCGCCGCUCCCCGUGGAUGGAAGAUUGGAAAGAUUCUACCGAUACACUCUCCGGCCUACAGCGGUGGUGGAGUCAGCGAUAACCCGCUCAAGGACGCCAUGGCUGAGAUGCAGAACAUGCAGGGUAUGCCAGGCAUGCCCCAGAUACCUGGAAUGCCGGAUCUGGCGGGAAUGAUGGGAGGAAUGGGGGGAAUGGGGGGCAUGGGUGGAAGUCCGUCUGCUGGAGGCAGCGAAAAGAAGAAGAAGGAUAAGAAGAAGGGCAAGGCGUGAAGCACUUGUCGAUGUUUCUUCAUAUGGUACAUAGGCUUUUGAUUGCAUUGGCACGGGCGAAAGGCGUUAUGAUGAUUCAUGUAUAGAGGGCAUCUCUGCUGUUCUCUUGAUACCAAGUCGAAUGAAAUGAUCAAUGAGUGGGGACAUGUCUGGUUUGUGGUAUCGGAUGUGGCUGAUAGGUGCCAUCUGCCGUCUCCGCAGCGGAUGGCAGCCGUAGCUUCUCUAGUUUAUUCUGCAGAGAUCAUUCGAG
Messenger RNA from Aspergillus eucalypticola CBS 122712, 1185 nucleotides. RefSeq names its product RNA-binding signal recognition particle subunit SEC65. The record is from RefSeq and is a predicted model, not a curated record. Gene Ontology annotation, biological process: SRP-dependent cotranslational protein targeting to membrane; SRP-dependent cotranslational protein targeting to membrane, signal sequence recognition. NCBI's taxonomy places the organism in Eukaryota, Fungi, Ascomycota, Eurotiomycetes, Eurotiales, Aspergillaceae. The coding region runs from base 123 to 935 and encodes 270 amino acids. Gene Ontology annotation, molecular function: 7S RNA binding. The transcript is spliced from 2 exons. Gene Ontology annotation, cellular component: signal recognition particle, endoplasmic reticulum targeting.